GUCAGUCAGAGUACUAGAGGCAGCGUAACAGAACCAGGAUGACUUUCAGCGUGUGGUUGUUGGUGUGUUUCUGUGGUUUAACUUUGGGCCAGGAUGUUUUACCUGAAACAGAAGUAGCUACUGAAAUCGAGUCAUGCUUUCCUGACAUGUGUAAGUUCCUCAAAGAGUUUGGAGCCAUGAAAGCUAAACUAGAAACUGUGGAAACAAAGCUGAAAGAGAAAAGUGAAGCCUUGGAAACGAGACAGACGGAGACUGAAAACCAGGUUCUAGAACUGAAGAAGAAAGAUGCAUCCAACAUAGCAUUUAGUGCUGCAACUGGUGGCAGUGGAAGCAUUGGACCCUUCAACACAGACACAAUCAUAAUCUACAGAAAACUAAUAAUCAAUGUGGGCAAUGCCUACAAUCAGCACACAGGUAUCUUCGUUGCACCAGUUCCAGGCAUAUACUACUUCACCUUCUUUUAUCAUGCCGGUGGAUCACAAAUUGUCAGUCUAGCCCUUAUGAAGAACAGCGAGACAGUUGUGACAACCUCUGACCACCAAACAUCACAUGAUGGGGCUGAUAAUGGAGGCAAUGCAGCUUUGCUGCAACUGCAACAAGGAGACCAAGUGUACGUGCGGAUGUAUGCAAACAGUCACAUCUGGCAGAACGAUUACCUCACCACCUUCAGUGGUGUUCUUCUGCGUCCACUCUGAAAUAAACUAUAUAUGCUACGCUACUAUACGCUUAACGUAUAAGCUUUUAAAUAAAUUUCUUGUCUCCAAACUAAAUUUACUGUUAACAGCCCUCGAGUCAUUUAUUGUGUAAGCACAAGUGGGAAUGAAUCCAGAAUUCAAAUUGUACCCGAUGAAGAAUGACCUUGGAAUAUUUUCUGCAAUAAACCACUAAUGUUUACAAUUUUUCUUUACCUCUGACUUUCCGUCGCAAUUCUGACAUUUUAAAAAACGGUUGAGAAAACAGAAGAUUGUCUACAGGACUUUUUAUUAGCAGAUUAUGCGAAUGGAUCUGACUGUACUUAUAUAUGUUGUUGUUGUUGCAACAACAAAAGGCCUAAAUCAAUGUAUGGUUUCUCUUAAAUGACUGAAUUAUUCACUGAUAAAAAUCUUUAUGCCUCUCAAGACUUUGUAAUUAAACACAUUCUGCAGAACAA
Messenger RNA from Xiphophorus maculatus (southern platyfish), 1150 nucleotides. RefSeq names its product cerebellin-1-like. Bases 39 to 695 code for a protein of 218 amino acids. NCBI's taxonomy places the organism in Eukaryota, Metazoa, Chordata, Actinopteri, Cyprinodontiformes, Poeciliidae. The transcript is spliced from 3 exons. The record is from RefSeq and is a predicted model, not a curated record. Gene Ontology annotation, molecular function: protein binding.